This is a messenger RNA of Mycena indigotica, 1995 nucleotides long. Its product is annotated as F-box domain-containing protein. Bases 7 to 1995 code for a protein of 662 amino acids. The record is from RefSeq and is a predicted model, not a curated record. The transcript is spliced from 3 exons. Lineage: Eukaryota; Fungi; Basidiomycota; Agaricomycetes; Agaricales; Mycenaceae.
ACCGUCAUGGCAGAAAGUCGGCCACCCGAGCAUCUCCUUGGCUUACUCCGAGUCAGGGACAACUCCGCGCUGUCCCCCGCCAAUACUGCCUCUCUCCGGACAUUCGUCGCGGCCCACCGAGCGCAGAUUGUCGCCGUGAGCGACACCAUCGAGAAGCUACAGCAGGACACCAAGGCUAAUGAGGCGAAUAGGCGCAUCGCAGCCGUGCAGGCCAAGAAGAGCAAGCAGCGGAAGACGAUUGAGACCAAGGCAGGCAACCGGUUUGACAAGCUCGUCGAGGAACAAAAAGCACUGGAGAAGGAGGUCGCCCCGUACCAUAAACUCUUGACCUGGUCUCCGAUACGCACCAUCCAUAGUCAUCCGGCCGUUCUGCUGGAGAUCAUGUACCGCGCCACGCUAGCUGAAUCCCUCUCCGGUCCCCAGCUUCCUUUCCGCCCUGUCUGGGUGCACAACCACAGUCCUCUCGCGCUGGCUGCGGUGUGCCGGGACUGGCGCAAAAUUGUUCUUGCCAAUCGUCAUAUUUGGCAACACCUCGAUGUUUUCACCACAUCUGUCGAAAACAAGUGUCGCUAUCCCUUGGGCAGAGUCCGCUCUCACAUCAUGCACUCCGUCUCCAUCGACUUGCACGUGCAGCUCGACUUGCGACACAUACCAGCCAGCUCCGCCUUUGGGCAGCAGCUGAUGAUGUUGGUUAGUUCGACUAGCGGGCGGUGGUCGAGUUUGACGUUGCGCUGGACAGCCGACGACUAUGAUACCCUGGAGACACUUUCGCUUCUCGUUACUCAUCCCACUCACCUCCACCGGCUCACCUUGGAUGGCCCACUCGACACCAUCGCUUCAGGAUCGCCUUUGCAUUUGUUGACGCUCGCCCCGAAUCUGAAGGAGGCCUGUAUGACGAGUUCCGUACCUGUCCUCAAUCACGGCGCGAGCAUUUCCUCCAUUCGAUUGGCGUGGCAUCAGCUAACUGGGCUGGCACUCCACGGUACCACCACGAUGCUCCUCAUGAUAUUGAACACGACGCAGAGUAUCACCAGGUGCUCACUGACGAUUUUGCCCCAAGAAGUCUCGUCAGAGCAGGGGCACUCCGAGUCGAUGGUCGCGCCAUUGCCGUUAUCUCUCCUCACCUAUCUGCAUAUCUCCACAAAGGACUCUUUGACGUCUGUCGACGGUCUGCUAGCUCGUCUCGCAUGCCCCCAUCUGCAGGAGCUUGUCAUCCCUCAACCAUCGACCGCAUUGAGUCUGUUUGUCGUUCGCAGUGGAUGUGCCCUCAAAAAGCUUGUCGUCCUCGCCCAAUCAGAAGCUGAUGUCGAUCUCUCUCCUACUUUGGAGCUUCUCCGCGUCUGUCCCCAGCUGCUGGAACUCAGCAUCACCAUGCGCCGUAAAACAGAGCGGGGAUACUAUGGGCCGACACACGACUCGCCGCUUCCCUUUCUCCGCGCCCUGGCACCCAUUGAAGCGCCGCCCGACGGGCUGCUUUGCCCGCGACUACAGAUCCUCGGCCUUUCACCGCUGAGGCGUGUCAGUACGGAGCUCGAGCGGCUGUUGACCGCGCGGUGUGCAGCACUUCUAGGCGUGCUCCAAAGAGUCGACAUCCACGACCCCCGGGUAUGCGACGACCAGGAAGAUACAUCUGGCCUCGUUUCUCGUGCCUACGACCCGGAGGACUAUAGAUUGUUCGAGCGCGCCCGGGAGGCACAAGAUGAAUAUGACCCCUCUACCGCUGUGCCAAUAUGCCUAUACGUCCAAACGCCCAAGUUUCACCGCCCGUGCCCAGUCUUCUGGCGCCUCCAAAAGCCGCAUGUACCCCUGCCCAAGCCUAAGGUUAAACAAAUGGCGCAAAAAUCGGCCAUAUCUCGCCACCCGACAGCACCCCGGCCUGACCCGCGGACCCCGCUCCAGGCAUGGCGGCGUGCAAGCCACGCCACGAAACUGGGACCAACAUAUGCUGAGUACGACCCCUCUUUGGCACCUGUAUCCGACUCGGACUUGGACUAG